AUACUGCCCGAGCCCGGGCGGGGUCUCUGUUCGCUGGCAGAGGAGGUCCCUUGGCAGCGGGAAGCUCCCUCUCUUUCUCUCGCAGCCACUCCGAGUCUGCGCCCUGCUGCCAGGCUCCCAGCUCGGCGCUCCCCUGUGCUCGCCCGGCGCCCACUCAUUCGCAGCCCAGCCUUCGCCGCCGCCGCCUCCCUGCUCCUCCUCCUCGUCGUCUCCCCAGCCCGCCGCGGCCAUGGCGGACAGCGCCAGCGAGAGCGACACGGACGGGGCGGGGGGCAGCAGCGGCAGCUCGGCCGCCAUGCAGUCGUCUUGCUCGUCGACUUCGGGCGCCGGCGGCGGCGGUGGCGGCGGGGGAGGCGGCGGCGGUGGGAAGUCGGGGGGCAUUGUCAUCUCGCCGUUCCGCCUGGAGGAGCUCACCAACCGCCUGGCCUCGCUGCAGCAGGAGAACAAGGUUCUCAAGAUCGAGCUGGAGACCUACAAACUCAAGUGCAAGGCGCUGCAGGAGGAGAACCGCGACCUGCGCAAAGCCAGCGUGACCAUCCAAGCCCGGGCUGAGCAGGAAGAAGAAUUCAUCAGUAACACUUUAUUCAAGAAAAUUCAGGCUUUGCAGAAGGAGAAAGAAACCCUUGCUGUAAAUUAUGAGAAGGAAGAAGAGUUCCUCACUAAUGAGCUCUCGAGAAAAUUGAUGCAGUUGCAGCAUGAGAAAGCUGAGCUAGAACAGCACCUCGAGCAGGAACAGGAAUUCCAGGUCAACAAACUGAUGAAGAAAAUUAAGAAACUGGAGAACGAUACCAUUUCUAAGCAGCUUACGUUAGAACAGCUGAGACGAGAGAAGAUUGACCUUGAAAAUACUUUGGAACAAGAGCAAGAAGCACUAGUGAAUCGUCUCUGGAAAAGGAUGGAUAAACUUGAAGCUGAAAAGCGAAUCCUGCAGGAGAAAUUAGACCAGCCGGUGUCCGCUCCCCCAUCGCCUAGAGACAUCUCCAUGGAGAUCGACUCUCCAGAAAACAUGAUGCGACACAUCAGGUUUUUAAAGAAUGAGGUGGAGAGGCUGAAGAAGCAACUGAGAGCUGCCCAGUUACAGCAUUCCGAGAAAAUGGCGCAGUAUCUGGAGGAGGAACGCCACAUGAGGGAAGAGAAUCUGAGGCUGCAGAGGAAGCUGCAGAGGGAGAUGGAGAGAAGAGAGGCCCUCUGUCGGCAGCUCUCCGAGAGCGAGUCCAGCUUAGAGAUGGAUGAUGAAAGGUACUUUAACGAGAUGUCUGCACAAGGAUUAAGACCUCGCACUGUGUCCAGCCCGAUUCCUUACACACCUUCUCCCAGUUCUAGCCGGCCGAUAUCACCUGGUCUCUCGUAUGCAAGUCACACAGUUGGUUUCACGCCACCAACUUCACUGACUAGAGCCGGAAUGUCUUAUUACAAUUCCCCAGGUCUUCAUGUGCAGCAUAUGGGAGCCUCCCACGGUAUCACAAGGCCUUCACCGCGGAGGAGCAACAGCCCUGACAAAUUCAAACGGCCCACGCCGCCUCCGUCUCCCAACACACAGACCCCCGUCCAGCCUCCGCCACCUCCACCUCCGCCACCCAUGCAGCCCGCGGUCCCCUCGGCAGCCACCUUGCAGCCCGCCCCCUCGCAACAUUCGGUGCACCCCUCCUCCCAGCCUUAAUGCACGUGCGCAGUCCGAACCUCGUGUUGGGACUCGUUCGCGCAGUGGAGCCGUCGACUCAAGACGCCACAGGCUUCCUUCCCUGGCAUAUUCGGAUCUGACUUAUUUGCACUGAGGUUAUCUAGGCUUCACUAUUCAUUGUGUUGUAAAUGUGUGUCGGAAACGCAGCCAGUGUUGUGGGUCUACAACACUAAACAGACGACUUUCUCCAUCGGUGUUCUACUUGAAUCUUCAUGUGCGUCCAUUCCCUGGCUGGGACGUCGGCUAUUCGACUAUUUGGUAGUUCAGCAGCGGUGUGCAGUUUUUUUUGCUUGGCCCCAGAGCUUCAUUUUCCUGGCUUUUAGGUUUGUAAAAUAAAAAGGGAUAUCUUUUUUAUAUUUUUUUCCCAUGAAUUUGCAGAAAAUUACUGAGCUGUUAUUACCCACCUCCCCCCGCCCCAUUAGAAUAGUGUUUACCAAGCAUACCAGUAAUUCAGCACUACAAUUCAGACCUUUGAAAAUCUAGCUCUCACUAUAGAAUGGGAAGUUGGAUGCAUCAGUGCCCAAGACAAUGUUUAAUAGAGCUUUCUACGGAUACACUUUGUAUGGGUUAUUUUCAGUAUAUCUCAACAUCCAUGUCUCUUGUAAAACAGAUGUCCUGAGGUAUUGGAUCACAUGGCUGUACCUUUUCCACAUACAUGGGAUAGAUAAUUAUCGUAUAUCCGGGUGUGAGUCUUUCUUUAUCCUUGAUGUUACCCUACCCAAACUGGCCCUCUCACGUGAGUCGAUAACUGUUAUCCUACCCGCCAGUGGUUGCGAUGGCUGAUUAGAAUGUGCUGUGUGAUUUCUCCUGCAGAAGGCAAUGUGAUGGUGACAGAAACAGCUCAUUUCCCUUUACAUUCUCCACUCGCGUUCCCCUAAAAGAGAGUUCGAACAGGUAUUUUAAAGGUGCAGAGUACUAUGAGAAAAUACUAUGUGAAAUGAACAUUAUAGGAACAUCUUGGCACAAUGGCCAAAAUACUUUAUUGCUGGCAGGAAAGAGGCGUAGAGGAAAGUAGCACAUCAGCAUUGAGGACUGCUUAGUUCGCCCAGUAAAAGCAAGCGCAGUGUACAAAGAAGUAUAUCCUGAAUGCGUCAUUUCCAUUCAUUUAGCACAAAUAAAUCAUCUGGUUUCACUCUAAAGUGGAA
This is a messenger RNA of Lipotes vexillifer (Yangtze River dolphin), 2826 nucleotides long. RefSeq names its product coiled-coil domain containing 6 (gene CCDC6). The record is from RefSeq and is a predicted model, not a curated record. The transcript is spliced from 9 exons. Lineage: Eukaryota; Metazoa; Chordata; Mammalia; Artiodactyla; Lipotidae. The coding region runs from base 230 to 1660 and encodes 476 amino acids.